UCCUCCAAUCGCGUCCGCCCUUACUGCCGGGUGGGCUGAGCUGCCCGCCUGCACGCCCAGCUGAUCCGAGGCUCGGCCAUGUCAGCUCCAGAUUCAGGCAGUGGGCCUCCUGGGCAGCCAGCUCCAUUUCCUCCAGCCCCACCUCCACCACCAAUUCUCCCUCCUCCCUUUAUGCCUCCUCCUGGUAUCCCUCCUCCUUUUCCUCCAAUGGGAUUGCCCCCAAUGGGACCACGCCCACCCUCUAUGCCACCUAUGCCCCCAGGCAUGAUGCCGCCUCCCCCGAUGAUUCCACCCAUGCCUGGACCACCACCCCUAGGGCAGAUGCCCACAAUGGUGCCACCAAUGCUGCCUGGGAUGAUAAUGCCUGGGGUACCAGGUGGGCCUGUUGCUGUCUCUGGAGGGGCAGCUCCAGCAACAGACCCAUCCAACACCACGGUGACCCAGGCAGGACCUAUGAUCCCAAAUCCAUUGUCAGGUGCCAUGCAACAGAAUGUGAUUGUCGGCAGCUCCCCAGGAUUGGACGCCGGCCGGAAGAAGCCUGCAUGGACUGAACAUCGGGCCCCUGAUGGGCGAGUUUAUUACUACAACUCUGAAACCAAACAAUCAAGUUGGGAAAAGCCAGAUGAGCUGAAGUCCAAGGCAGAGCUCUUGCUGUCGCACUGUCCCUGGCGUGAGUACCGCUCGGAGACCGGUAAACCCUAUUACUACAACACUCAGAGCAAAGAGUCCCGCUGGACCCGGCCUCGUGAGCUUGAUGACAUUGAGGCACUGAUCAAGGAAGAAGAGGAAGAAGCAGAGAGGCAGCAACAGCCCCAGCAACCGGAGACACCAUUGUCGGGCCCGGCCAGUCCCAGCCCAUCGUCUGCAGCCACCUCAGACACAGAAGGCACUGGUGGCGUAGAAGGAAGGGAGACCCCAGGCACCGAGGGGGUACCUGCUGCAGCUGAGGAGGAGAUCACAAGCAGUUGUGAUCCUGUCCGGAGAGACGAGGAAGAUCGUGGCGCUGGCAACGCCUGGAGCAACAAGGAAGAAGCCAAGCAAGCUUUUAAGGAGCUGCUCAAAGACAAGGGCGUCCCAGCAAGCGCAUCGUGGGAGCAGGCCAUGAAGCUCAUCAGCAAUGACCCGCGGUUCAGCGCUUUGCCCAAACUGAGUGAGAAGAAGCAGGCUUUCAAUGCCUACAAGGCUCAACGGGACAAGGAGGAGAAGGAAGAGGCCCGGCUCCGGGCAAAGGAAGCCAAGGAGGAGCUGCAACGCUUCCUGGAACAGCACAACAAGAUGAAUUCCACCACCCGCUACAGGAAAGCUGAGCAGAUGUUUGGAGAGCUGGAAGUAUGGGCCAUGGUGCCAGAGCGUGACCGCAAGGAGAUCUACGAUGACGUUCUCUUUUUCCUGGCCAAAAAAGAAAAGGAGCACACCAAGCAGCUGCGUAAGAGGAACAUCCAGGCUCUGAAGAGCAUCCUGGACAGCAUGAGCCGCGUCAGCUUCCAGACCACCUGGUCCGAGGCCCAGCAGUACCUGAUGGACAACCCUAGCUUUGCUGAGGAUGAAGACCUGCAAAACAUGGACAAGGAGGAUGCCUUAAUCUGUUUUGAGGAGCACAUCCGGACGCUGGAAAGGGAGGAGGAGGAGGAGCGUGAGCAUGGCCGGCUACGAGAGAGACGCCAGCAGCGCAAGAACAGGGAAGCCUUCCAGGCCUUCUUGGACGAGCUUCACGAAAGCGGGCGCCUGCACUCCAUGUCCACAUGGAUGGAACUGUACCCCUCCCUCAGCACCGACAGACGUUUUGCCAACAUGUUGGGCCAGCCUGGCUCCACCCCACUGGACCUGUUUAAGUUCUAUGUGGAAGACCUGAAGGCCCGCUUCCAUGAUGAAAAGAAGAUUAUCAAGGACAUCCUGAAGGACCGGAGCUUCAGCGUGGAAGUAAAUACAACCUUUGAGGACUUCGCCCAUGUCAUCAGUUUUGACAAACGUGCUGCCACUCUGGAUGCUGGCAACAUUAAGCUGACUUUCAACAGUCUGCUGGAGAAGGCUGAGGCGCGGGAGCGGGAGCGGGAAAAGGAAGAAACCCGUAAGAUGCGGCGCAAGGAGGCAGCAUUCAAGAGCAUGUUGCGCCAGGCAGCUCCGCCACUGGAACCUAGCACCGCCUGGGAUGAGGUCCGAGAGCGGUUUGUCAAUAACACAGCCUUUGAGCAGAUCACGCUGGAGUCAGAGAGGAUCCGCCUCUUUCGUGAGUUCCUGCAACUCCUGGAGACUGAGUGCCAGCAUUUCCAUGCCAAGGCCAAGAAGCAUGCCAAGAAGCCCAAGAAGCAUCAUCGCAAACGCUCCGCUUCGGGCUCAGAGUCAGGCUCAGACCAUCCCCACCGCGCAGCCAAGCGCAAGAAACGAAACCAUUCAGAAUCAGCUGGUUCAGGGCCGUCGUCUUCACCCGAUUCAGAGCACAGCACCAGGCGCUCCAAGAGGCAGAAGAAGAAAAGCAAGAAGAAGAGGCACAAAUCGAACAGCCCUGAAAGUGAAGCUGAGCACAAGAAGGAGCCGACCCGACCUGAUGAGUGGGAGCAAGAGAAGGCACCUCCGCGACCUGAGGGAAGAGGCCACUCCCCUCCCCGGGGCAACAGGAGGGAGCGGAGCGGCUGGGACACCUCGGAGAGCGAGGAGCUCAGUGAAGGGGAGCUGGAACGUCGGCGCCGGACUCUGCUGCAGCAACUGGGUGACCAGUAACCACCACUGCCUCUUUCGAGGCUCCCCUUUCACACGUCAGACCCAGUUUGGUCCUUGUUCCUGCGUAUCGGCUGUGCCUUCCUU
Rhineura floridana is the source of this 2802-nucleotide messenger RNA. It is a transcript of the gene PRPF40B, whose product is annotated as pre-mRNA processing factor 40 homolog B. Bases 79 to 2718 code for a protein of 879 amino acids. Gene Ontology annotation, biological process: mRNA cis splicing, via spliceosome. The record is from RefSeq and is a predicted model, not a curated record. Gene Ontology annotation, molecular function: RNA binding; protein binding. Gene Ontology annotation, cellular component: U2-type prespliceosome; U1 snRNP. NCBI's taxonomy places the organism in Eukaryota, Metazoa, Chordata, Lepidosauria, Squamata, Rhineuridae. The transcript has 27 exons.